GCCUUCCUCCCUUCGAUGGAAAAUGGCGUCCGCGCUGCUUCGGCCUCUGUUCCUUGAGGGCUCCCACCGCUUACUCUCUGCCGCGCCGGGACGCGUCGCGCUCCGCCCUCAGCCGCGCCGAGAUAAGCAGCGUUGGGUCCGCGCGUAUGUGGAGCAGCAGCGGCUGCUCGAGACCCCGAGGCCCCGGUGAGAGAAGAAGGGGGAAGGAGGAUGCCUGCCUGCCUGUUGGGAGGAUGGAGGCUUAGAAAGAGCGGGGACGAGGGCUGCUCGCCUUUCCCGCCCGUCUCCUUCCCUAAGGCAGAGCUUUGACCGUCGGCUAACGAGCAUCCCUGGCCUAGUAGGGCUGCUGCCUUCGCUUGCUUCUGGGGUUGAGGAGAAAUCAGGAGCCGAACGGGUUUCUUUGGCGGGAUGCGUGUCAGAAACUCUGGAAAGGAAGAAAGGAACGUGGGAAUGGCAGGGUUUUUGUCCCCCGCCCCCAAAACAGGCUGUUUCAAACAGCCCCGUCUUAUCUCUUUGCCGGGCUUGCAAAGUGACUUCUUUUGAGGAGGUGGGCUGGCGAGAGAGACGGGUUGCCGCGGUCAGUCGUGGAGUAUUUUAUUUUUAGUUAUUUUAAUUAAUUAAUUUCAUUUUUUUAAAAAUUACCACUUGAUUGUAGGGCGGGGUAGGGGUGGGGAAAGAGAGAAGCCUCAAUGCUGCUUAUGAAAAAAUAAUAAUAAGGUUAUAUUGCUAAAACCUCCGCAGCCAUAAUUUGAAACAGGCAGGAAGUUAAAAAGCAUGAUAACGUAAAUUAAUACUCACACAUUUUUUUUCUAAACCUGUGGAUAGGCUUGCCUAAAUAAGAAUGUCUUCAGCAGGCAUCAGGGCAAGUGCCAGCCUGAUGUUGUUGUUUAGUCGUUUAGUCGUGUCCGACUCUUCGUGACCCCAUGGACCAGAGCACGCCAGGCACUCCUGUCUUCCACUGCCUCCCGCAGUUUGAUCAAACUCAUGCUGGUAGCUUCAAGAACACCAUCCAACCAUCUCAUCCUCUGCCGGCCCCUUCUCCUUGUGCCCUCCAUCUUUCCCAACAUCAGGGUCUUUUCCAGGGAGUCUUCUCUUCUCAUGAGGUGGUCAAAGUAUUGGAGCCUCAGCUUCACGAUCUGUCCUUCCAGUGAGCACUCAGGGCUGAUUUCCUUAAGAAUGGAUAGGUUUGAUCUUCUUGCAGUCCAUGGGACUCUCAAGAGUCUCCUCCAGCCCCAUAAUUCAAAAGCAUCAAUUCUUUGGCGAUCAGCCUUCUUUAUGGUCCAGCUCUCACUUCCAUACAUACAUCACUACUGGGAAAACCAUAGCUUUUACUAUACGGACCUUUGUUAGCAAGGUGAUGUCUCUACUUUUUAAGAUGCUGUCUAGGUUUGUCAUUGCUUUCCUCCCAAGAAGCAGGCGUCUCUUAAUUUCGUGGCUGCUGUCACCAUACUGGUUGGUAAAAAUAUGGUAGGGAAGGAGGGCUGUCAUAGUGUCUAAAAUGAGAGGCUCCCCAUACGUAUAAGAGUGCAUGGGUGAAACUGGGAUUUAUUUUAGGGGGGGCGGCUUUGUGGAGGGGCACAAAAUGUGAGUUAUCUGCAACACAAUUGGUCAGUUGUCUAUUUAUUUAUUUAGUUGAAGGGGGUGCAGCUGCCUCCCCCCGGCUACACUCAUGUAAUAGUGUGUACUGUAUGUAUUUCCUCUGCAUCCACAAAGGCUUCAAGGUGGCUCCCGCCCUAUGACAUCAGUUUUUGGGGAGAGAACACUUAUAAUCAGAUGCAUGGAAUAUCAACUUGAGUUGAGAUGACAGGUAUUUCAAUCAAAACCAUAGCUCAUCACAAUAUAGAAUAAAAAAGCCAUAAAUCAUCACAGUACAAAAUGCUAUAAUGAGGGGAUAGGUAAAACUGGAAUUGAUUAUAAUCUAUAAAAAGUGACUUAAUUGAAAAUUUGUAGUCAGCCUUUCAAAUGGCAUACUUACCAACUGGCUAAGCUGGACUUACUUGCCACACUUGUUCCAAAUUUUAGUGUGUAAGUAACUAUUGACCAUAGUGAAAAAUACAUGGAUUUCUCCCAUUAUGGACUAAAAGUCAAUUAUUUCCGAUAAAGCAAUGCAUCAUUCACUUACAUUUUAGCCAGUAGUUAAAUACCUGCUGAGGACUCAUGCUGAGGAUUCAAAGUAAGGAUUCAAAGUAGAGCAGAGUGAUAUAAGGAAAAGGUUAAGAAACACUAUACUGUAUUGCUUGAGAGUGUUUUUUCAUUCUUGAUCUGUGGGAAGAGGCAUGGUGUCACAGUGAGGCAACUCCAGCAGUAUGACACUGCAAAGGCUUUCAGAAUGUCUGACAGGGAGUGCAAAGUAGGCAGGAGUUAAACAAGCCAACCGCAUGAAACAAGCCAAGAGCUGUUUGAUUGUAUGUGGGGUGACUUGUCCUUGUUUAAUAAACAAUGGCUUGAUUAACAAUAGUUUCACUUUGGCUUAGCAGGAUGUGCAAACCAGACCGAAGCAUUUGAUUUCUACAUGAAUUUUAUGCCUGCCUUUUCGCCACUUUGUUCAACAUUAGACAGUUUACCCUUGCAUAAAUUAAUGUACAGUAAAUUAAAGCUUAUGUAAUUAAAGAUAGUGGAUGAUAUUCAACUAAGUCAUAAUAAGAGUAGAGCCAUUGAAAUUAAGGGACUAUGGGUUCAUCAGAUUCUCUCUUCCCAAAAUGUUUAAGCUAACAGCAAAUAACUUGUGUUAUUGGGCAUAAUGCAUUAUUAAGCUUUGCAUUCUUGCACUCAAGGUUUUCCUAAACUGUCAGAAACAAAACAUGGAACAAUUGGGAAUGUAAUAUUUGUUUUGUAAAAUCUAGUUCAGAAUGAUCGGCUAGAGUUGGGUUGGACAAUCUGUGGUUGGACUCCAUCAGCCCCAGCUGGCACGGCCAGUAGUCAUGGAUAAUGAGGGUUGUAAUCCGACAACAUAGCAGGGCCACAUGUUCUCCAUCCCAUUCAAAUGCCUGUCAUUAUUGUUUUCUUGCUUUUUGUCAUUAUUUAGCUCUGAGAAACCUAACUGGGAUUACCAUGCAGAAAUACAGGCUUUUAGCCACCGGUUACAUGAGAAGUUUUCAUUGGAAUUCCUCAAAACUGCAUUUGUUAACUGUUGUUAUAUUAAACAAGAAGAGUCGAGACGCCAAGAACUGGGACUAGACAAAGAAGCAAUUGCCCUUAAUCUCAAGGAUAAUAAUGAACUUUCUCUGAAGGGUGUCUCUUUUUCACGAUCUUACCUCACGCGGUGCUUGGAAGAAGCCUAUCCAAAAAUUCCACAAGCUGGCAUUGAGGCACUUGUUAACUUUCUUACCAGUGAGGAAUUAGUGUCUUAUUUGGCCAGAAACCUGUCUCUACAAGACUUCACACUUUGCGCAGAAUUUCCUGUGCCACCUAAUGUGCUUCAGAAGACUUUCUUUGCUGUAAUAGGAGCAUUGCUUCAAAGUAGUGGCUCUCAGAGAACAGAGGUCUUUGUGAGGGUAAGUUAUUGUGCAAUAUAACAUGGUUAUGUAUAGCGUAAUUAAUAGUUCUUUGGCACCCAUCCAUGACUACAGUGCUCUCUCUGUCAUAACACUUAAAAGAAUGAUAAAUUGCAUUCUGCUGCCCAAGCGUAUAGUGUGUAAUCUCCUACAACCAUCCUCUUAGCUUUAACUCCAUGUGUGUGAUUGAAGUAGAGACAAUGCUGCAAGCAGCUUAUGGCAGGCGUGUUUGCAAAUCAUGCCCAAUAAAACCAAUGUUGCACCUAGAAAAUAGAACCUAUAUUACAUUAUAUAUUACUGUAUUACCCAAGUUGUAGUUGGGAACUGCCCUGAGAUCUAUGGAUAUACAGUGGUGCCUCGCAAGACGAAAUUAAUCCGUUCUGCGAGUCUCUUCGUCUUGCGGUUUUUUCGUCUUGCGAAGCACUGCUAUUAGUGGCUUAGCGGCUAUUAACAGCUUAGCGGCUUUAAGAAAAAGGAAACAAACUCGCAAGAACUCGCAAGACGUUUCGUCUUGCAAAGCAAGCCCAUAGGGAAAUUCGUCUUGCGGAACGACUCAAAAAACGCAAAACCCUUUCGUCUAGCGAGUUUUUCGUCUUGCGAGGCAUUCGUCUUGCGGGGCACUACUGUACAAAUUUAAUUAAUUAACAACAAUAUUAAUAAUAAUUCAGGUACAGUGUUUUGACCUCUAUGACCCAGUCUUCUUUUGGCAUGGUGCUUUCAUGCAUUGAUAUCACUCCAACUUACUUUUGAGAAUUGGAUUACGUAUACAAAAUACUAACAGGGAUUUUAAAAUGUAUUAUUUUAAAAAUGUUAAAUGAAGCAUUAAGGUUUGGAAGAGACAAAGGCCUGCAUAUGUACAUUUAAUACAGACAUCUGAAAACUGGAGAGCUCCCACUGCUAAUUACAAAGCAUGCAUAUCCAGCUAUAUUAGUAGAACUUUAAUAGUGUUAUGGCAUUGUUUAUUAGUCUGCUUACAGCACGGACAUGUUUGACUACUGCAAUAAAUAGGGUUCUGGCCUGAGUUUGGGGCAAGGCACUUCACAAAUAUGUGGUUGGGUCUUUGCACUGCCUUCAGGGGUCAGAAGGACCACUAGCUUAACUACCUCUGUCCUUUUAGUGGGUGAUUUCAGAGAACAUGUGAUAUAACUAGCAGGCUGUCUUGUAUGCUUGAUGUCUUUAUCUGCAUGCAGGCCUGUUGGUGGGAACAGGCACCAAAUCGUAAUGACUAGCUUUCUCUGUCCCCCAAAGAGUAUUGCAACGUGUUCAUCUCAGCUGCAUUAAUCUACAAUAAACUUUUUCCUAUUAAUAUGCAAAUAAAAAAUGUCCUUGAUUGUGAAGUGUCUUAGUUCAUCAUAAACAGCAUGAUGUAUCAGCAGUUAGCCUUUGCAGGAAAUGCAGAGAUGUAUCCAACUAGGUUCUACUCAGAGCAAGCUAGUCAUGCAUUCAUUAAUUUUAGUGGAUCUACUCAGAAUAUGACCAACAUUGGAUACAACCCAUAGCCACGUAAUUCUUAACAGUUCUGUUUGACUUUAAAGGAUUGUAUGUUUUUAUUUCUUAACAUUUAUUUUAAAAUAUUAAUCUGUGCUCUGUAUUACUCCCAGCCUGUUGGCUAUCAAGUUUUUCUGUCUUUGAACAAUUAGAAUUAACAAGAUACAUUUAUAACCAUGGUUCUUUGUAACAAUCAUUAUCAAUUAAAAAUACAUACCAGGAAUCAAAGUGAAUUGACAUCUGAAAAUUUUCCAUUUUUAUAUUCAGGACUUCUUUAUUCCUCAAAUGAUAGGAAAAGAUCUGUUUGAGAUGUGGAAUGUUAUGAACCCAAUGGGCUUGCUGCUGGAGGAACUGGCCAAGAGGAAUGUGUCUGCUCCAGAACCAAGACUAACUCGACAGUCAGGAGCUAGCACUGUAUUGCCCUUGUACUUCGUUGGAUUGUAUUGGUUAGUAAGACCUGAGACUGGUUUGAAUGACCUUACUGGCUGUGUAUUGUGAGAUCAUACCUGUCCUGCUUCUAGGCCCACAGGUUGUAUGUGUGGAUGUUGCAUUUGAAUCAGUGCAUGAAAUAUAUCACAGCCUAAGCCCUGACCAUGCAAUCAAUGUAAUCUGGGAAUCAACCAUGGCAUAUUGGUGAGUCAAAUGUGAUGCCCUCACAAGUAGAUCUGCUAGGGCCUGUGAUGUGGCAUUGGCACUCCUAGUGGGCACUUCUACCCCACUUAGUUGGUAAGAUAAUCAGAACUGGCUUUUUAUGUAGUCACAUUUUUUGCUAAGGUGUGAGAUGCAUCUUAUAAAAAAGCUACAUGCUUCUGUUAGUUUCCACUCUCCAAAAAUGUUAGGUAUCAGUGUACCGAUAAAUCUUUCAGCUUGGCAGUUGUACAAGAAAUGUGUGUCAGACUGUUCUGACAGGAGGAGACUUGUCUGGCAUUCUUUAGCCUGAUUCACUGUUCACUUCCUUGAAAUGUCAGUACAGAAAGUGUAAUGUCAAAAUGUUAGGUUGCUGUGAAUGCCUCAGAUUUAGUCUGAUGUAUUUUUAAUCUUUAAAAGGGAGGAGGAGGAGAAUUUAAUUACAUAACCAAGCUUUUGUCUUGACUUUAUCUUAGUCCUACUAUCGGCUUUGUUAUCACUACUGUUUUAUAGUUCAUUCCUAUCUCCUUGUCUUCUCUGAAUGCUUGGAGUAAUCUUACAAAUGCAAUUCUUGGUUGUAUAAACAUGACUGUUGUUUAUUUCCUGCCAAGUACUUAACUGGACUUCAUUCUGAAUUUGUUAGAUCUUGUUACUCAGCAUGUAAGUUGAGGCUCAGUGAAUUAAAAUUGCCUGUGAAUAUUUAUCACAUGGCCCAUAGGGACUUGGACAUACAACUUAGGAAAAAUGAAGGCAGUAUUGUUGUUUCCUUCUAUAUUGUCAUAUAUACAUAGUAAAUGCUGUUUCUGUGCACUCUGGCUUCCAUCAUGGUGUUCUGUUGCACCAGAAGCGGUUUAGUCAUGCUGGCCACAUGACCCAGAAAGCUGCCUGCGGACAAACGCCGGCUCCCUUGGCCUGAAAGUGAGAUGAGUGCUGCAACCCCACAGUAGCCUUUGACAGGACUUAACUGUCCAAGGGUCAUUUACCUUAUUUACCUUUAUCUAUAUGCACAGUAUUAAUUAAUUAAGACUUCUCAUAAAAAUAUUUCCUCUUUUUCAGCGAUAAGAAGCUUCUGGCAGAAGGUACUGCUGAAACAAUAUUAGCAGCUGAAGAAGAGGCUGCACGUGUAGCCCUGCGGAAACUUUAUGGGUUUACUGAGAACAGAAAGCCAUGGGAUUAUUCUUCUCCAAAAUGGGAGCAGAAAGCAGAAAAUGCUAUUAGCAGCAAUUAGGCAGAAAAGGUCACUUCUUUUGUGUGCAAGAAUGCUACAUUUUAGAAGAACAAGAUUUAAUGAGUGAACUAUUAAGAAACUAAGAUUUUGAAAAUACCAGUUUCCCUUACUGCUAAUAAACAUGUUUGUGGUACAUAUUUUUUCUACUAGUUCAUGCAUUAUGGUGUGCUGAAAGCUCUGUUAGACCUUGUGUUGCAUAGGCUCAGAGGAAGUGUGGAGUACUGAGGGAAGUCUACAAUACAAAAUGCUAAUAUAAUUUAGGCCAACACUGUAUUUCAGAUUCCCCUAUAGCAUAAAAUUAACUCAUAAAUAUGAGUUAUAUAACAGCUAAUACUGACUCUGUCUUCUGAACAUCUAUGUGCCACAACAACUUUCAAAAGUUACCCAGCUGUAUAUAUUUUCUC
Messenger RNA from Podarcis lilfordi (Lilford's wall lizard), 7241 nucleotides. Lineage: Eukaryota; Metazoa; Chordata; Lepidosauria; Squamata; Lacertidae. The record is from the annotation of a GenBank genome assembly.